Molecule: messenger RNA, 1168 nt
Organism: Dendrobium catenatum
Lineage: Eukaryota; Viridiplantae; Streptophyta; Magnoliopsida; Asparagales; Orchidaceae
Exons: 7
Coding region: 16-795 (259 amino acids)
Source: RefSeq, a predicted model, not a curated record
AGAAUCGUAGCCAUAAUGGGCGAGGCAGAGCCGAUAGUAAACUUUGGCGUCGUACUGGAGGAGAUAUUGGCAGAGAAAUUACCAUUAAAAUGGAAAAUUUUGCAAGUUUUUGGUCCUAUUAAGGGAGAGAGAGAGAGGUCAGGAGGAGAUGAGAAGAAGGCUUUAAAUGCAGGCACAUGGGUUGGAAGGAGGACUUCGAGCAAGUGCUGCGGUUUCUCCUCUUGUCUGCCUCCUAGAUACACAGGAGACUUCACGUGUUCUUGCUUUUCUCGUCUCUGCUUAUCGCUUUCUGUUGUUUUUCUCGGGCAUCGGGAGCGGGAGAUGGAAGAAAAGAAAUUGUCUUUCGUCGAUGAGUUUUUCCCUGAAAAGGAGCCUGCUUUGCCCUCAAAAUCCGAUAUUUUGAGUACCAUCUUCCCUCCACGAUCGCCGGUUGCAGUGAAGGAUUCAGUUCAUUAUGAAGUAUCGGCCGUGAGGGCAACAAAACAAGAGAAUGAGGGCCAGAGUUUGACUGAGCAGAUGGGAGCUUCAAGUGGCAGUUUCCAAGUUAGCCCUGGUAAAAACCAGGAACAGGAUGGGUUGAAGAAAAACAAUGACCCCAAUGUGCCUUGUGAAAUAGCAGAGCCUUGUCUUAUGAGUUCAUCUGUAUAUUAUGGUGGCCGGGAUGAUUUUAUUCCUGAGAUUUCAUCUUCUUACAAGUCUGAUAGCGCAAACAAUUACAAGAAGGAUAGUGAAGAUGGUAAUAAUUCGGAUGUGGCUAAUCGAGGGGAGUGGUGGCAAGGUUCCUUUUACUAUUGAAGAUAUUAUCUGAACAUAUAUGCUCUCCAUUUAGGUUUCAUGGAGACCUUAUAACUGCUUAUGUAGGUAGGAGCUGUGUAUACUCCUAGUGGAACAGAGGACUUUUAUCAAGCUCUGUUGCUACCGUUAUCUAGGAAGUUUGAUCGGUUCUCUGGUUUUAAACUUCUUAAGCUUUUUAAUGUAACUAUUUAUGAGGUCUUCAGCCCCAACUUUAAAUGUAGGGAGCUUGGAAGGCCGCUUAGCUGACAAAUGUUUCAAAACCCAAGAUAUUAAGUACCGUUAUGUCGAUGAGUGGCUACUUAUAAAAGUUGAUUUGAAUGUUUGCUUUAAAUGUAUUAAUAUGUUUCAUUACCUAUAAUACUUGUUUCACUCU